AUGGUACAAUCAAAAUCAAAUACUUCAUUAGCAAAUAGAAGACAAUCAUCAUUCUUUCAUCAAUUACCACAAGCAGAACCAGAUAUUUAUUAUAUUGGAGUUGAUGUUGGUACAGGAUCAGCAAGAGCUUGUUUAAUUGAUACAAAUGGUGUUAUUUUGGGAUUAGCUGAAAAACCAAUUACAAGACAUGAAUUAAAAGCAAAUUAUAUUACUCAAAAUUCUACCGAAAUUUGGAAUAAUAUAUGUUAUUGUGUUAAACAAUGUUUAAGAGAUUCAGGGGUGGAUGCAGCUGAUGUUUUUGGUAUUGGAUUUGAUGCUACUUGUUCAUUGGUAGCUAUAUCUGAAUCAACCGAUAAACCAGUUUCUGUAGGACCUGAUUUUCAUAAUGAAGAAGAAAAUAUUAUUUUAUGGAUGGAUCAUAGAGCCGAUAAAGAAACUAAUGAGAUUAAUGCUACAAAUGAUAAAUGUUUAAAAUAUGUUGGUGGACAAAUGUCUAUUGAAAUGGAGUUACCAAAAAUGAAAUGGUUAAAACAUCAUAAGCCAGGUGGUAUAAAAGAUUGUAAAUUUUAUGAUUUGGCUGAUUAUUUGGUUCAUAAAGCAACUGGUACAGAAACAAGAUCUUAUUGUUCUGUUGUUUGUAAACAAGGAUUCGUACCAAUUGGUGUAGAAGGUAGUGAAACUGGUUGGUCAAAUGAUUUUUUGAUGUCUAUUGAUAUGCCAGAAUUAGUUGAAGAUAAUUUUAGAAGAUUAGGUGGUAUACCAGACAAAAAUGGUAAAUAUUUAACUGCUGGUGACAUGGUAGGUAAAUUAACCGCUAAAUCAGCUGAAGAAUUAGGUUUAACAACUGAAUGUAUUGUUGGAUCACCAGUUAUUGAUGCUUAUGCUGGUUGGGUUGGAACAGUUGCUGCUAAAUGUGAUGUACCUGCUUUAGCUCAAGAAAAACAUGAUGGUACAAUUGGAGAUGCAUGUGGUAGAUUAGCUGCUGUUGCAGGUACUUCAACUUGUCAUUUAGCAAUGACUAGAGAUCCAUGUUUUGUUAAAGGUGUUUGGGGUCCAUAUAAAAAUGUUAUGGCUGAAGGUUAUUGGUUAGCUGAAGGUGGCCAAUCAAUUACUGGUCAAUUAUUAGCUCAUGUAUUAUCGAUUCAUCCAGCAAAUCAAGAAUUAUUAAAAGCUGCUGAUCAAUCAAACAUUUCUAAAUUUGAUUAUUUAAAUUCUACUUUAGAACAUAUGGUUCAUGAUAAAGGUGAAAGAUCAGUUGUUUCAUUAGCUAAACAUAUUUUUUUCUAUGGUGAUUUCCAUGGUAAUAGAUCUCCCAUAGCUGAUCCAAAUAUGAGAGCAAGUAUUAUUGGACAAUCUUUAGAUAACUCAUUACAAGAUUUAGCUCUUAAUUAUUUUGGUGCUUGUGAAUUUAUUGCUCAACAAACAAGACAAAUUAUUGAACAUAUGGAAGAUGGUGGUCAUAAGAUUGAUUGUAUUUUUAUGAGUGGUGGUCAAUGUAGAAAUGGGUUAUUAAUGAGAUUAUUAGCUGAUUGUACUGGUUUACCAAUAGUUAUCCCAAGAUAUAUUGAUGCAGCAGUUGUUUUUGGAUCAGCAUUAUUAGGAGCAGUUGCAGCUGAUGAAUCAGUUAUUGAACAUUGUAAAGAUAGACAAACUUCAAGAAGAUUAAGAAAUAGUAAAAAAUCUCAAACAAGUUUAGAUGGUUCUCAUUCUCCAUAUACUGCUCCUUCUGCAACUUCAUAUACCAAUUUAGCUGCAAUUUCAUACGGUCAUUCAAAUGCAGGAUUAGCAGCAAUGACUCCCGUUGGUGAAGAAAAUGUUGAUUAUUUCAAUCAACCAACUGCUCCACCACCAAAAGAAGAAGACGAAGAAAGUGAAGAAGAAACAUUAUCAUUUGGAUCAAAACAAGAAACUCAAAAAGGAUUAUCACAACAAUUAAAUAAAUUAGGUUUAAAACCAUUAACUAAAUCCACCACAUCACAAAAUCCAAAUAAUGCAGGAGAAUUAUUAUGGAAAAUUAUGCAAAAAAUGACAGGACCAGGAAAAGUUAUAAAUCCUGGCUCUAAAGAAGAUCCAGAUAGAAGAUUAUUAGAUGGUAAAUAUAAAAUAUUUUUAGAACAAUGUUAUAGUCAAAGAAAAUAUAGAGAUAUGGUUGAUGAAAUUGAAAAAACAAAUUUGGAAAAAGUUGGUUCUGUUUAG
Lodderomyces jiufengensis is the source of this 2196-nucleotide messenger RNA. RefSeq names its product putative phosphotransferase. NCBI's taxonomy places the organism in Eukaryota, Fungi, Ascomycota, Pichiomycetes, Serinales, Debaryomycetaceae. The transcript has a single exon. Gene Ontology annotation, biological process: carbohydrate metabolic process. Gene Ontology annotation, molecular function: phosphotransferase activity, alcohol group as acceptor; kinase activity. The record is from RefSeq and is a predicted model, not a curated record. The coding region runs from base 1 to 2196 and encodes 731 amino acids.